AGAAUAGUCUAGAAGCCGAGCGAACAGGAAAAAAACGAUUUUCAUUAAAAAGUGCGCGUUGUUGGUGCGAUUUUCACGGAAAAAUGCUCCUCAAGGCUUUUCUCGUUUUAAGCACCGUUUGUUUGAUAGGCGUGAAAACCGAUUUCUAUAAUGACUUGAGCCUGUUCCACGAGCUGCAGCAGGAGCCUCUCAAACUCAACUGGAACUGGGACGGCCCGGUGCAAAGCAGACGCGCCGUCGACCGUCCCGACGACGUGGAGGAGGCCAGCGACGAGCGGAAAGAGCCGCUCUCGAAGAACUACAAGGACCCAGUGCCGGCCAGCUCCGAGCAAAAGCCCGUCCUUCGCCCGACGCCUAAGCCUAAGCCGUCCGAAGGCGCCGGCAAACCGGAGGACGCUCUGCUACACGGGGGCGUCGUGAGCGUCGACGCCGGCGGCUUCGGAGGGCCUCUGGUCGAUUUGCCGGAGUUUGAUUUCGCUUCUUCGUUCGGGCUGGGUUCCAGGCCUUUUGGAAUCGGUGACCUGCUCAAUUCGUUCCAAGUUAACCAAUGGUGGAAAGGGGAAAACGUCUGCGUAGAAAGGGAAGAAAGUACCGACAACGAAAACGAAGAAGGAGAGAAUAACGAAGAAAAGAAAAACUCGAGCACACAAGCACCAAAAACUUUACCAGAUUUGUUCUCGACGUCCAUCAGCCUCUCGAAUUGCUUCGAAACGCCCAGCAAAUACGAAUGUCUCACUAAAAUUAAUAAUCACGGUGUAAUUAAAACGUUCACGGUGCGCUAUAAGUGUUGCUACGGUUACGGCCGCACGAAAGGAGGAUGCGAAAAAUUGGCCGAUCUGAAGCCGCUUCUGCAGACUUUGGACGACAUUAAAAUCAAGGAAUUCCGAGAUUUAAUCAAAACUGCUGGUUUGGACGAGAAAUUCAACAGCGGGAACUACUCGUUGUUCGCUCCCAGCGACAAUGGCUUAGCAGACUACAAUGAAAAGUUGAAUGAAAUGAAUAACGUUGUUGAAGUAGUCCGCAGAAGAAGGGCAAGCCCUAGCAUCCCCGCGAAGGAGCUAGUCCUGAGCCAUGCUGUGCAAGGAUUCCUCGAUUUAACAGAAAUUGAUAACGAUGAAGUCAUAUACAGCGAAAACGACAACAGUUCCAUAAGAAUAAACAUUUAUCCGACCAGUACUCGAGAAAGAUUGUAUACCGUCAAUUGCGCCAGAGUGAAAACUCCCAAUGUUUUAGCCGAAAAUGGUAUAAUCCACGUGACAGACGGUAUAGUCGUGCCGGUUAGUCAAAAUGUUGAAACCGUUAUCAAGGAACACCCGAAAUUGAGGAUGUUCAGCAAAGCAAUUUCGAACACAGAUAUUCCUAGUCGCAUGAAGUCUAACGGGCAUUACACAGUUUUCGCUCCAACUGACGAAGCAUUCGCUAAAUUAGACGAAUCCCAACGACAGAAGAUUCUGAGUGGAUCAGGAUGCUCUGCAAGCAUCCUGAAAUUCCAUUUCACGCCUCACACGAUUUGCUCCCCGGCAAUCGUAGGAAAUGCGACCACUCACAACGUAGAAGGGGAUACAGUACACAUGCAAAGGACUAACGAGGACGAAUUGAUUUUCGAAAAAACUGCAAAAAUUGUGGAAGCUGACGUUGUUGCAACCAACGGUGUUAUUCAUUUGAUCGAUACCAUUAUUAUACCGGAUUCAGGUCUCUACAUCGGCAACGUCUUGAACCACCGAAACUACUCAAAAUUCCAAGAACUUAUCCAAAAAGCGGAAUUAGACGAACAAAUCAACAGUUUGCAGAACGCCACAAUUUUUGUACCGAGUAACGCGGUUUUCGAAUCGACCGAAGGAAAAAAACUGCUAGGAGAAAUGGAAAACGAUCCGGAGAAAUUGAAAGAUAUGAUCAGAUAUCACACGGUCAAAGGUCUGAUGCCCUCCAACGACAUGAACAACAACGCGAAAUUGGAAACCUACAAUGAAGGAAAGGAAUUAAGAUUGAAUUUAUAUUCGACUCUACCUCUAUUCACUAACGUAGUGAACAGAGCCACGGUAAACUGCGCCAGAUUGGUCGGUUUCGACGAAAAAGCUUGCGGUUCGGUGCUUCACGAGGUAAACAAAUUCCUGGUUCCCCCGACUGAAAACAUCCUGGAAGUGAUCGCGAACGACGCCAAAUACUCCACCUUGAGGACCCUCCUGAAGGACACCGAAGCCGAGAGGAUUUUGCAACAGAAUAACAGAUCCCUGACGUUCCUGGCGCCCACGGAUGAGACCUUUGCGGCGUUGGACGAGAAAGAUAAGGAAGCUUUAUUGAACGAUAAGAAGAAAGCUGAAUAUGUUUUGAAGAACCACAUUUUAACCGAGGUUCUGUGUUGUUCGGGCGUCGGGCCGCAAUCUUGGGGUUUCAGCAGUUUCGUUUCGACGUUGAGCAACACCCAAGUGGAAAUAGGAAGAACGGGAAGCAGAGUACGCAUUAACGGGGCAAUUGUAACCAGUUGUGAUAAUAUGGCGACCAACGGAGUGGUUCACACCAUCAACAAGGUGUUGUUGCCCAGGCAACCCCAGGUACCAUCUCUCGGUGGGUUCUUUUUAUUCGAUAUUUAAAUUUUAAAUAGUGAGUUAUUUUAUAGUGAUACCCGUUUAUGUUCUGACUGAAAUUAUGUACUUUCCGAAUAGGAGAUAAUUUUUAAUUUAUUCUGUACACCGUAUGUAGUUUUACAUCAACAUAUGUUUUUGUAUAUGCUUGAAUUUAAAAUAAAGUGUUAUUCACAAAUAUA
Phyllotreta striolata is the source of this 2764-nucleotide messenger RNA. Lineage: Eukaryota; Metazoa; Arthropoda; Insecta; Coleoptera; Chrysomelidae. The record is from the annotation of a GenBank genome assembly.